UUUUGGUGAGUGAGAUUCAUUUCGCUGAAAAUUUGUUGAAAAUAUCUUGUGGCAUCAAAGAGCAUCGUUAGCUUUCGUUUAAUCAAAAUUGAUCGUAAACCAAGUUUAACUAUCAAUCCCUCCUCUUAUCUUCUCAUUUUAAAAAAGUGUCAUAUUAAAAGCCAGUAAUCCCUUGUUUUGCUUGCUCAUGUCGUUCGUCUACAACGAAACUGAAAUCUGUAAUAUUUUACUUUGUCGUUGUCUUAGGAUGUAAUUAUCUCUUCUUAACAGUGAUACUUCAAAUUUAUUUUUAAAGUGACCGAACUCAUUUUUAUUCGCGGUGCUAUUCAAUGGCUUGUGUCCUAGUCAUCCGAAUCAUUGUGACUUAGCAAAAUCAUAGUUGUAACCUUAUAAAUCGUAAAGUAAUCUUGCAUCAUUUUCUCUUAUACACCUACCAGAGCAGUCAAAAUGGGACGGAGGCCGGCCCGUUGGUAAGUUUGCGUUUGCAUUUUAAGUUUUUGUGUGUAAUGUUGAGACCUACUUGUGAUCUCCAUGACUUGACAUACCUUUGCUUGUGCGAAUGAUCGAGCUACUAUUAAUAAGAAGACUGUUGCAUUGGUUUGAGUAGACUUAUGAGAAAACGUGAAAUUUGAAGUGGUAAUACAGAACUCUGAAGUAUCUUAGCUUUUUAGACCUGUGAGCUGCGAGUUUCUUAUCAAUAGACGUUAUCUUCUCAAGUCUUGUCAUCAUAAUUAUUCUAACAAGCGGUUAAAAAAAGAAAAUUUUUAUGUAUGCUACUAUAUUACAACUCAAAAUGUGUUUAUUACACUAGCUGAUUCACAUUACUACUGCUAGUGCCAAGUUAUAUUCCUGUUUUAUGAGCUUCCCAUUUCUUAAUGAUAAUUUUCCCUAUUUUAGUUACCGCUACUGCAAGAACAAACCAUAUCCUAAGUCACGCUUUUGCCGUGGUGUCCCAGGUAAGAAGUCUCUUCCAUGUUUUGCUGAAUAUAAUUCAACUUUAAAACGCCCUAGUCUAUGGGCAUCCCAGUGAGCAGUGCUUUGAAUUCUGUCAACUAAUUGGGAAAACAUUUUUUUGCCUCAAACAAAACACUUGCAAAGAACUCUGAAGACCCAUUGAUAUUCCAACAACAUAGCCCAAGUAAAACUUGAAUAAAGGGGGUAAGUUUCUUAAGAAACUUUGGUGCUGGGUCAGUGGGGGUGGGAAAGGGUAUUACAAAAUAAAAUGGUUUUAUAAACUGAGUUGAUAUUGUAAAUUGGUCACCGUAGAUAAUUUCUUGAGAUGAUGUUUCAAGCAUGAGCCUUUCAUUAGCUUUAUGGUGGCCAGUUUACAUUUUCAAUUCAGUUGAUAAAACCAAAGUAUUUAGAUAAAACUUAGUUGAAUAUAUUUUUCAUUCAUGUCUUUUUGUCUUCACAAUUGUGGAAAACCAUUCUUUCAUUCAAGUGACUGCUCAUAAAUUUUUUUGUAAAUCAUUUUUCAUGUAGAUGCCAAGAUUAGAAUUUAUGACUUGGGUCGCAAAAAAGCCCGUGUAGAUGAGCUUCCAUUGUGUAUCCACAUGGUGUCAGAUGAGUAUGAACAACUGUCUAGUGAAGCCCUGGAAGCAGCACGUAUCUGCUGUAACAAAUACAUGGUGAAGAACUGUGGAAAGGAUUCUUUUCAUUUGCGCAUGAGGCUGCAUCCAUUCCAUGUUAUCAGGAUCAAUAAGAUGUUGUCGUGUGCUGGAGCUGAUAGGUGAGUCUGAUUACUUUUAAGAUGUGUGUCUGUUGGCAGCAAGAAAAUGAAAUGAUAUAUUUUUCUUGAUUUCAUGCUGGCCCCUGAACAAAACUUACUUAAAUAGUGGCAGUACCUACCAAGCCAAAUUUUAAAUUAAAGCCCUUGGCAUGGAAAUGCAGGUUGUGCUGUUGUUUGGUUUUGGGUGUAGAAAUUUGGAUGCAAGUUUCUUAAGUAUCCUUAGUUCCCAUUUUUUCUGUUUGACUUUUCAUUCAUUCUGAGGCAUGUUUCUCAAGUUGCAUUAUAACAGACCUUCAAACUCUUUCAGAGACCAUUAUGACAGUUGGUUAAAACUUAGGAAAUAUCAGUACUUUGAUGGGGCUUUCAAGUCAAAUAAUUUUUUUAUGCCUUGAACAAUUAAAAGCGAAAAAUGUUUUCAUGUGCAAGUUUUCAAGUUGCUCAGCAAGUGACUGUGAUAAAUCUCGUUUAUCGAUGGUUCCUUUUCCAACCAGCUUAAGCAAACAAAAAUUUUAGUGGAGGUCAUUGUAUAUUGAUCUAGUCUUAAUUUCUGACCUAACUGAUUUGUAAUGUUAGAAACUUGAGGAGGAGAGAAAUGCAGUAAGUUUUUCAUGGGAAUAAUUGAGAUAGUGGCCUUCUAAUUCAAAAUAUCAAAACCUAAUUUUUUUGUUUCAUUAGCAACCAGCUGUAAUCAUUUGUUUUAAGUAGUUGUAACAAACAUAGCUUCAGUUACAAGUCUUGGUGUGGUUCUUUUUCUAGGCUCCAGACAGGUAUGCGUGGUGCCUUUGGGAAGCCUCAAGGCACUGUGGCACGUGUCAACAUUGGCCAAGUCAUCAUGUCUUUGAGAACAAAGGAUGGUAACAAGGCAGCUGCCAUUGAAGCCUUAAGAAGAGCCAAGUUCAAGUUUCCAGGAAGGCAAAAGGUAAAAUAAUUUUUAGGCAUCUCCACAUUUAGCAGGCCCUCUUGGCUAGGAAAUGACAGGUUAUGAGAAGAUUACAAUUCUCCUUUGACAAGCUCUGUAUUCAAGCAAUUACCAGCCACAUUUCCAAUACAAGCAUUUAAUGGUACCAUGAAUUAUGUUCAGUUAAAAUGCACUUUGCAGUGUUGAAAAAAAAUUAAUCUUGAAGCCUAAGAGCCUUGAAGAUGCAGAAAAACCAACAUCAUGUAGGGAUGGCUUAACUCAAAUGGCUCUUCUAUGUUGAGUUGAAAAAACUGUUGAUAUCAAAUGAAUAUGAAAGCAAUCCUUGCAGUUAUGAACACUACUUAAGUAGUAGUUAAAAUAUGGCCUUAAAAAAAAUCAGGCUACUAGGGGAUUGAACCCAUGACCUCUGCAAUACUGGUGCAGGUCAUGGGUUCAAAUCCUGUACAAGCCCAAAUUUGUUUGGGGGCCUAAUUUUCACCACUACUUAAGUAGUAUUCAUAGCUGUGAGGAUCACUUCCAUAUUUGUUUCUUCAACUCCAGUUCACAUAUAUGAUUUUCACAUAUUUACAGUCAUCUGUUGAUAUCAGUUUAAAAGUGCUAUGACAGUUGAAAGUCAUAUCUUAUUCUUACUUUGUUUGGAUUAGGCUUGUAAAUAAUAACUUUUCACUCAAGUGUUAACAUUUGCUAAAUCUUAAAUGAAGCAAAAAUGUUAUCAAAACUGUGCCAUCUUCUAAAAUUGUCCUAGAGCAAUCUAAAAGCAAUGUCUGGGUGUUGAAAGUUGACAGAAAUUGAGCACUUGAUCAAGGUGGCUCUCUGAAGAGCUCUAAUAUUGUUAUCAAAGUUAAAUAAACUCUAAACAUAGACAAUUUUUUUUCCUAUAUAGAUAUAUGUGUCUAAGAAGUGGGGAUUCACCAAGUUUGAUCGCGAAGUUUAUGAGGAGUGGCGUGCUUCUGGCAAGCUUUUACCAGAUGGAGUAACUGCAAAGUACAUGGCAGAUCACGGUCCCCUUGCUGCCUGGAAGAAACAGCAUGCAGCCUAA
Molecule: messenger RNA, 3687 nt
Organism: Pocillopora meandrina
Lineage: Eukaryota; Metazoa; Cnidaria; Anthozoa; Scleractinia; Pocilloporidae
Source: the annotation of a GenBank genome assembly